Messenger RNA from Mollisia scopiformis, 1332 nucleotides. Its product is annotated as MFS multidrug transporter. The record is from RefSeq and is a predicted model, not a curated record. Gene Ontology annotation, molecular function: transmembrane transporter activity. The coding region runs from base 1 to 1332 and encodes 443 amino acids. Gene Ontology annotation, biological process: transmembrane transport. The transcript has 4 exons. Lineage: Eukaryota; Fungi; Ascomycota; Leotiomycetes; Helotiales; Mollisiaceae.
AUGCCAACGAAAGCGCAAAAUCCUUACCUUGUUACCCGGGAUAGCCCAGAGGAUCCGCUCAACCCAUUCAACUGGCCUCAAAGAACAAAAUGGGCCGUAACACUCCUGACCUCGUUCGGAGGCAUGGUCACCUUGAUGUCGUCCACAAUGAUGGCACCUGCUUUACCUGACAUCGGGCAAGACCUCCACAUUGACGAUGCAACAACGCAAUUGACGCUGUCCAUAUUCGUGCUCAGUCAAGCCAUUGGCCCAAUGGUCUUGGCCCCGUGCACGGAAGUCUUUGGCAGGAAACCGGUCUGGAUCUUAUCGGGCUGUUUAUAUAUUCUGUGGAAUACUGUUUGUGGGUUCUCGAAGACUAAUAAUGUGAUGAUCGUUGGUCGAUUUUUCGCUGGUCUAGGAGCUAGUGCUGAAUACGCCGUCUCCACCCCGGUUCUGAGCGACUGCUGGAGGCCAGAACACCGUGGACACUCAUUUGCGAUUGCUACCUUCCUCCCUCUUUUUGGUCCCGCAAUUGGCCCCAUCCUUGGUGGAGUACUCACUGGUUCCAUUGGAUGGCCCGGAACCAUCCUCCACCACAAAGCCAAGAAGCUACGCAAGGAGACCGGCCGAGAAUACUAUACCGAGUGGGAACGAGAGAACAAAUCCCUUUCUCACCUCCUCGCAAUCAGCUUGGCACGUCCAUGUCGUUUUCUUCUCACACAACCCCUUAUCCAGCUCAUGUCUUUCUUCCUCGCCUACAACUACGGGAUCCUCUACAUCGUCCAGUCCACAUUCGCCACACUCUGGAUAACCCGCUACGAUCAAUCCGUGUCCGUCUCGGGACUCCACUACCUCUCCAUAGCAAUCGGCUGCAUCGUUGCUUCAGUAGGGGGCGCUCGAGUCAUGGACCGCGUCUGGAAACACCUCAAAGCGCGCGCUGAAGGCGAGACGCAACCCGAAUACCGCGUCCCGUUGAUGCUCCCAGGAGCAAUCAUCAUCCCCAUCGGGUUAUUCUGGUAUGGAUGGUCGGCACAAGCACGGUCAUUCUGGAUUCUCCCCGACAUCGGUAUUGCAAUUUUUAGUUGCGGAAUCAUAGUUUCGACGCAAGCAAUGCAGGCGUAUGUGAUGGAAUCUUUCAUCAAGCAUGUUGCGAGUGCCACCGCGGCGAGCCAGUUGCUUCGCAGUCUGGCUGGGUUUGCGUUCCCGUUGUUUGCGCCGAAGAUGUAUCAGAGCUUGGGGUAUGGAUGGGGGAAUAGUCUGUUGGCUUUUAUGUUCAUUGGGAUAGGGAUCCCGGCACCGCUUGUUUUGUGGAAAUAUGGUGCUAAGCUGAGAGCGAAGGGGAAGCCUCAAUGA